Paramuricea clavata is the source of this 3859-nucleotide messenger RNA. NCBI's taxonomy places the organism in Eukaryota, Metazoa, Cnidaria, Anthozoa, Malacalcyonacea, Plexauridae. The record is from the annotation of a GenBank genome assembly.
GUAUUUUUCUCGGCACAGACUGAUCUAUACUUUUGCUUCCGCUCUCCUCUAACAUUUUAUAAUGUUACUUUAUGUUUUAUGGUCAUAUUUUUAUUUAAAACAAUCAUUUUACUACCACACAGGUCCUUUGGAAGUAGCUAUAUCAGGCGGAGUCGCUGGGGCAUGUUUUUGGUCUUCAGUUUUUCCCACAGAUGUUGUAAAAUCUAGGGUUCAGGUCAGUGUAGUAACUGUAUUAUUAAUUACAUGCAUGUAGUGUUUUCAAGACUUUGUAAAAUAUUGGGUAAACUUAAGCAAGCCCAGUAGUCUUUGCAAAGAUGAUGAACAUUGUAUUUUUAUUUUAAUUACUUUGCCGUCAUAUGAGAAACCACAACUGCAGCUAUUGCCAAUUACCGCAGUCCCAAUAGUACAGGAACAAAUUUCAAAGUACAGUUGUUACACAUAAUAAACAAUAUUUGGAUAAUAGAACAACAUGCUCAUGAAAGGUUCGUCACAAAUGCACACUUUUCCAUGCAUGUACAGGGACCUCAACGUCGUAUGUAUUCUCUAAUGCUAGGAUAUAUAGUAAUCAUGGAAUUAAAGUAGUUUUUUGAUGUUCUGUUUUUGGAUGUAGUAUAGUUAGGAAUGGUAUGUUCCAUAUUCUUGUUGCUCUGCAUACCUCUUAUGAUCUUUGAUAGGUUGACGUAUUAGUAUAUAUUUUAUAGGUUGACGUAUUAGUAUAUAUAUUUUGUACGAGUUGGGGUAAGAUGAUCUUGUUAAUUUGUCUUGAUGGUUAAGUAGUUUCUUCCACAAUGCAAUCACCAGAAUGCAAUAUGGUUUCUUUAGAGUCCACCAGGAGUUCUGUCUUCACUCGGCUCACAAUUAGAAAAAGUUAGAAAGCAAUAUUGCACACAUUCAACUUUAUGUUGUGAUUAUUGUAGACUGGAAGCAAUAACAGUGGCUAUCCAAAGGGAUUUUUGAGUCUAACAUACACUAUUUUCAAACGCGAAGGUGAGAUUUAUAGUAAAUAUUUAUGUUUAAAGGCCCAAUUUGUGCUGCGAUUUCUAGUGCGAUUUUCGUCUCCUGAUGGUUGUGAAUGAGUAGACGAGUUAUGAAUGUUCCGAGUACAGUACGUGUCCCUUCAUCUGAACAUUCAUAACUUAUCCACUCGUUCACAUCCAUCAGAAGAAGAAAAUCGCACCUAUAAAAUCGCAGCAAUAAUUAUAACUGUGAACGGGCUUUAAGAUGUGUAUUGCAAUUGUAGCUCUCUUCACAUUUAUUCAUCUUAUUCAGGUUAAAAACCGGCAAAGCAUCUUUAUAUUGCUUAAGUUGCUAUUAUAUAUGCUUCUAUACGCUUAUAUGGUUCUUGCAUGCCGUUACUUGCCGAUGUAACGCUCACAACGUUAAUAAAUAUAGAUUAUUCAUUACGUGUGUGUUUCUGCCAAGUACAUGUAGCAUGGUCAUACAUGGUUUAUAUUGAUUUUUACAACGUGUAGUUUUCUGAAAUUGCAGAAUAUAAAGCUUUUCUUCAUGCGUGAAAGUUAAACUUACAUACAAUAAAUAUUUCAGAACCGACCCUGUGUUGGGGACUGAGGCGAUUAUUCCUCUGCCACCUCAAAAUGACCAUCCUAGCAAUACGAUAUGGAACAUAAUUGAGCUAUUGUACUGUUGCUGUAUUUAUAUUAUUUUACCUUUUACUCUAAACCUUUACAAUUUCACAAUUAGGUAUUCGAGCACUAUAUAAAGGUCUUGGCCCAGCUAUCCUACGAUGCUUUCCAGCAAAUGCAGCUUUAUUCCUAGCGUAUGAAGGAACAGAACGGUUACUAAAGUGAAACAGUCAUGUGUUUCAUUAAAUUGUAAGUAUACCGCGUAUAUAGUUAUUAAUCAUGCUGGUAUUUUAACUGUAUCUUAAAAGAUUUCCUAAACUUAAAUACGGACAUUAAAUCUUAACAGUGGCAAUUUAUUGUUAUUGCAUGUAUAUAUAUUACGCGAGAAGGAAACUAAAGAUAAUAAUAACAUGAGAAUUUUAAUUAUUUCAGAUUGUUAAACCUUUCGUCUGAAGAUAAAUUUAUGCUUUGCAUUACCAAUAUUUUAAUAUAGUGAGGCUUACAGUGUUUGGUUAGCUUAACUGUUUAAGUAAAAAACGUACGAUUACAAUUACGAAUAAUUCUAUAAAGAUGAGAUUUUUAAAGUACCUUCGAGGUUGAGUUCUCACAGCCUUCGGCAAUUUUGUCCAUGUAUAUAUACAUGUAUUUUAUUUUAUUUUAUUUAAAUUACUAUUCACAAACAGUAUCUCCGUCUUAAUCUUUUUAGCAUGUCACUUCACUGUGUGAAUUUUUGCCAGGAUCCAAAUGUGUGCAUGUAUACCCCUUGCAUGGCACAUAAAAAUAUCAUAGCUUGUAAACAAGAUGUGUUCCUGCCGCUUGUUCCAUGCAGUUGUUGACAAGUCUGGAACAAGUUGGUAUCAUCUUGUAACAAGGUUGAUGAGGCAAACAGACUUGCAGCAAGUUAUUCCAACAAGCCUGAUGGCGUCUGUAUACGUAAGUUGUUAAAUAUAUUAGUCUUGUUCGAACAACUUGUAGCAAGUCUGUUACCGUUAUCAACCUUGUAACAAGGUGAUCAUGAUAACAAAUUAACUUGUUCCAGACUUGUCACAACAACUGGGAACAAGCAGUGCGAACACAUCCUGAUGUUGGCCUCGUAUAUAGGCGUAGCUCAGUUGGCAGAGCAUUCACUAGUAUCCCAAAGGUCGCGGGUUCGAUUCCCAUGCAUUUUCCACCGUGGUCAGGCUAACAGCCUGCCCAGUGUGGAUAUAUACACUCAGAGUAACAUCGAAAACAUUAUAUUCACCUGAGUACAUAACAUCAAAACACACACACACACAAAUAAUAUUAACCUUGUUACCACUUGCAGAUCUGUAACAACUUGCGCGUUUUUACGUUUGUAUUCACGCAACGACUCGGGACCAAUGACUGUAAACCAAAUGAUUGUGUAUAAAGCUUUUUGUUGUUUUCCUGCAUAGGUUUAUCGAUUCACUCGUGGAAGAAUGCAGAUUGAACCAAGUUGGUAUUGUAUUAGUUCCUAGUCGCAAAAAUAGUUUGCAAUAAUUAGCGCGAUAUGACAGUAUGUCCGAAAUAUAAUACGUGGCGGCUCUGUCUCAUGCAGUAUUCUAACAAAAAAUAAUACGUAUUUCUUUGUAACUAUCUGAAAGAAAGUAAGAAACCUUCGAAAUUUUGCGCGAAAUAUCCUUCGUAUAUGGGCUUUCUUCCGUCCCCUUCCGCCUCUUCGAAGUAUUUUGUAUCUCUUUCAGGUAGUUAUACGAAAGUACAAAGGAAAUCACUACCGUGUCGGUGGUUUUAUAUGUGGUAAAAAAUCGUAUAAACUUUAGGUUUGAUUUUCUCGGCUUAGAAAAUGUUUAUUUUUAAAAUUACUUUUUAAGCCAUUUAAAACACUCGCAGUCCGUGCUUUAUCAGACAUAAUAUAUGCACUCGCGAGCUGCGCUCUCGUGUUUUAUAUCUGAUAAAGCACUCCUGCUCGUGUUUUAAAUAGUACAUAAAAUAAAUAUAUAUUGUAUACGGUGACACAAUUUAUUUUCUUUGAUAUGCUGUUUUUUUAUACAGUAGUAAUGAACUGCUACUGUACGGCCUUUUCGCGUUAUCUCCCACCGAUUGCGGUACUUCAUGUAUGAUUAUUAGCGGUGUGGGCAUGAUAUAAUUUUAAUAUUUAAAUAUAGCAUUUUCAUGAAUAUAAUAAAUUAUAAUAUUAUAUUUACAUAGUCCUAAUAUAGCUGUAGUAUUUAAAGAAUUAAUAGUAUUUAAGGAAUUCCAAUAUUUAACGGUUUUGUAUGUUAACACAAAAUUUCUAGAAAACUACAAAUAGUGCA